Messenger RNA from Oppia nitens, 1479 nucleotides. RefSeq names its product proton-associated sugar transporter A-like (gene lovit). Lineage: Eukaryota; Metazoa; Arthropoda; Arachnida; Sarcoptiformes; Oppiidae. The transcript has 3 exons. The record is from RefSeq and is a predicted model, not a curated record. Gene Ontology annotation, biological process: transmembrane transport. Gene Ontology annotation, cellular component: membrane. The coding region runs from base 1 to 1479 and encodes 492 amino acids. Gene Ontology annotation, molecular function: sucrose:proton symporter activity.
AUGGAUCCAAAAGUUUUAUCUGAAAUAUUGAGACCAAAAACACGUAAAGAGUUAAUAAUGUUAAGCAGUAUUGUUUGUGGACUAGAAUUUUGUUAUUCAGCGGAAACUGCUUUCGUGAUCCCGACUUUACUCACGUAUGGUAUUCCCAUCAAUAAUACAACUAUUGUCUGGUGUUUGAGUCCACUUCUUGGAUUAAUUGUAUCUCCAUUAUUGGGUUCACUGUCUGAUUCAUGCAAAUUAUCAUACGGUAGGCGCCGACCAUUCAUUCUUCUCUAUAGUUUAGGUAUAAUAUUGGGAUUAAUAUUAGUCCCAAAUAGUGAUUACAUCGCAUCAAAAAUCUUUAAAAGCAAUUACCACUCUUUGUCUGUAUUUAUGACAAUAUUUGGCGCAGUUUUACUUGACUUUUGUUGCGACGCCUGUCAGUCCCCGAGUCGUACUCUUCUGUUUGAAGUCACUAAUCAUAACGAUUACGCUAUAGGUUUGAGUACUUUUACAUUAACGGCUGGAUUUGGAGGGGGUAUCGGGUAUUUGGUUGGUAGUAUUGAUUGGGAAAAUAUAAAAUUCAUUGAAGAUAUUGUUGGUUCAGAUCACAAGCGAAUAGUUUUUUUAAUUUCAACAUUUGCUUUCAUCACAUGUUUAACUUUAACGCUAACAAGUUUUCAAGAAUUACCGUUUAAUUUGUUACCAUUUUCUCAAUUAUCCUCAAAUAAUAUAAAUUACGAGCAAUUGGUUGAAGAAUCGCAUGAAAUGACACCUCUAUAUAGUUCUGAAGCGCGAAGUGAAGUGAUUGAAACAGUUGUGUCAUCGACGGCCACAUUCAGUGAUUAUAUUUAUUCAAUAAUCCAAAUGCCAACCUGUCUUCGUAUACUUUGUUUAACAAAUCUGUUCAGUUGGAUGUCUCUAAUAUGUUAUUCAUUAUAUUUUACUGAUUUUGUGGCCCAAUCCAUAUUUAAUGGCAACCCAACGGCUCCCUCCAACUCCGAGUCGUAUAAAUUAUAUGAAACGGGUGUUAAAUUUGGUUGUCUUUGUAUGACUUUCUAUUCAAUGUUUUGUUCGCUUUAUUCUUACUAUUUUGAAACUCUUCUCAAUCUUUUUGGAGCGAAGUUUUUAUAUAUAGGAAGUGGUCUCAUAUAUUCAAUAGGAAUGUUAGUCAUUGCAAUUACAAGAAGUAAAAUCAGUGCAAUUGUACUGUCAUUUUGCGCUGGUAUUCAAUACUCAACAUUGUUUACAAUGCCAUAUGUAUUGAUAGCAAAAUAUCGAUUCCACGAAAUGUUUUCAGGUGAACCCAAACCAAGAGGAUUAGGAACAGACAUAGCAGUUGUCGGUUCAAUGGUAUUCUUGGCUCAAUUCAUAUUGUCUUUAUGUAUGGGAACUAUCAUUGAUAUAGUAGGCAGUCAUUCGGCCGCUAUUUUUAUUGCAAGUUUUUUAAGUGCUUGUAGUGCUGGAUGUGCUACUAAAGUCUAUUAUAUCAAUCAAUAA